AAGUGCAAUUUUGACUCUCUGUUUUAGGCCAAAUUUUGUCAAGAAGCCAUUUGUGUCUGUUUUGGAUGUUCAGAUUACCGAGACCAUGAUUUGGCACGAAAACUCGAGAAGAAACUGAAAUAUUUGUACUUUUACCCAGUUUUCUCUGAUUGUUUUGGAGUUAUAGCAAUUUAGGAAUAUGUAGGAAAUCCCGGCAGUUGCUACGCCCUGUGCUACGCCGCUGACUGUUGUCCAGGAUGCGUAAAGGAAGAAGGCAGAUGGCGCAACUUGUCCUUAGAAGGAUACACACAGCCGCCAUUUUCUAGGUUCAAAGGAAAUGCUCCCAACUCAUAAGAAAAGAACCUUAUUUUGGAUAAUCGCAUUCCAUAAAUAAUGCAGUUGUCAUACAAGGAUUUCACUGAUCCACAGUCAUUCCCUAUCAGCCAAGUCACCGCUAGCAGUGACUAUCGACUAUCAUCAUCGCCCAUCCCUAGUAAUAUUGAUAUUUUCUGGAAGCUCUUUCUUUGCGUUCUGUGUUCUGUGAUGCUAUUGUUCCUUGUUCCAUGGUGUUCAAUGUUGAAUUGAACGUCCAUCAUCCAUUUUUGAAUUUCUUGUUUUGGAUAUUCCAAUUUGUUGCAAUCCAAUCCCAUUACGCAUGAAUUUCUACAUUUGGCACAUGCUCGCCAAAUAAUUUUUGUUAGCUAUGGGCAUUGAAUCUGAGGUAGAUAGAAGAUUGUAUAUCAGAUUACCAGUAAAAAUUGAAGACGAAUUUGUUGUAAGAGAUUUGCAUCCUGAUAUAGUUCAAGUCAAACUUCCACGACAGAAGUCUCGUCGCUGGUGCAUAGUUCUGUUUGACAGCAAAGAAAAGUGCCAGGCGGCUUGUGCGUGCUUGAAGAAAAAGAAGAUAAACAAGAAAAAAAUUAUUGUGAAACCAUUUAAAAAAGGGGGGGGUGAGGAUUCUGUGAAAUCAUCCAAACCACUUGUUAAGUUACUGAAAAAGUAG
Acanthoscelides obtectus is the source of this 982-nucleotide messenger RNA. Lineage: Eukaryota; Metazoa; Arthropoda; Insecta; Coleoptera; Chrysomelidae. The record is from the annotation of a GenBank genome assembly.